Dovyalis caffra is the source of this 336-nucleotide messenger RNA. NCBI's taxonomy places the organism in Eukaryota, Viridiplantae, Streptophyta, Magnoliopsida, Malpighiales, Salicaceae. The record is from the annotation of a GenBank genome assembly.
AUGGUAGUGGGCAGAGGGUCCACGAGAAUAAAUGGUGUUGAUGACACAACCUUGAUCACAAUUUUCAAGAUGUUCAGAGCCAAAAUUUCCUGCUUUCGGGAGGAGGAACACAUAGAUCCAUCAAUCUCCAUCACUGCCAGCCCAAAUUCUCUUUGCUUUGAGAAAGAGAGUCGGUAUAUGAUGAAGUACGACAAUGGUGGUCAAUCUUUUGACAAAAAAGCUCAAUUAAAGCAAAAAAAAGGUUUCAUCAACCACCUAGACCUUCAUGAAUGCCCAUCUCAUUCUCACUUCUACGGUCAACUUGGAAGAAAAAGAAAGAGGCAGAAAAUUCAGUGA